AUGGAAGAUAAUGCGUUUCAAAUAGUGACCGACCGAAGAUUCGAUAUCGGUCAAAAACAAGCGGAAUCUUUGGCCGUGCCGAAACUCAGUGUUUAUGAAUUGCCCUGCUUCGUUCGGGCUAAUAAAAUGCAACUGGUCACAAAAGUGUGUCUCUAUCGAAGCCCCUACACAAUCUGUUAUUUAACAGAGGAUCGUAUUAUACUGCCUAAUGAUCACAGUUACAAAUCUAUUGGUGUUAAGCGUAAUACUAGCGAUUUAAAUAUUGGUGAUCAUAUUGAAGUAAAAAGCGACUUAAUAUCAGAAGCAAAUUCUAAAAGACUGUUGAAGUUGAACACAUCAGCUUUAUUUUUACAGCCUUUUCUUAAGGAAUGUAUAAAUUCAGAUGUGUAUAGAAUAAAUGUAAUUAGAUAUUUAAAUAAAUUAAGUGGCUAUCCAAACAGUGGGACCGUAUUCUUAAAUUUGAUUCUAGAACCUCCAGAUAAGGAAGUAAUUGAUUAUGCUUGGAACACAAGAAUUUCACGUUUAGUAUGGACUAGAGUAGAAAUAGAGAAUGCAUUUUCUUGGCUUUCCACUCUUGGUGGAGCUUACUCUGCUUUAGGUGACUAUUUUGAGUAUUGUGCUGAAGAAGCAGGAAAAAUAUCAAUGCGGCAAUACAAACUAUCUAAAAUGCUAGGUGAUGACAGUUUAGCUGCUAGAAGUAGAUUAUAUUCUGCAAUAGCAUAUGCCCAAAAGGGAAACAUUAAACUUGCUAAACAUAUAGUUAGGAACAUUGCUGCAUUUGCGAGAAAAACUCAUGAUAUAAGGUUGAACAGAAUGUGCCAAGGUGUGUGGGUCAAAUUAAAAUAUUUACAAGAUAUAAAGAAUAAUGACUUGGACAAUUGCAGGCUAAAAGUGAAG
Brenthis ino (lesser marbled fritillary) is the source of this 897-nucleotide messenger RNA. The record is from the annotation of a GenBank genome assembly. NCBI's taxonomy places the organism in Eukaryota, Metazoa, Arthropoda, Insecta, Lepidoptera, Nymphalidae.